Diachasmimorpha longicaudata is the source of this 2060-nucleotide messenger RNA. Its product is annotated as A disintegrin and metalloproteinase with thrombospondin motifs like. The record is from RefSeq and is a predicted model, not a curated record. The transcript has 13 exons. Gene Ontology annotation, molecular function: metallopeptidase activity. Bases 458 to 1885 code for a protein of 475 amino acids. Lineage: Eukaryota; Metazoa; Arthropoda; Insecta; Hymenoptera; Braconidae.
GAGCUGUUGGUUUCGGAAUUGUCCUAGGUAUUUCCAGAAGAUUUAAGAUCUUUACGCGAAGGGAGAAAUUGGGAAAAAAUUCUGGAGCCGGUCCUACAAUAGUUUGUGUGUGUCAAUUUUAUCGGAAAUCCUGUAAAAAGUUGGGCGAAGAACUCCCUGAAUUCUUGAAGAUAUUAAGAAAUUCAUUGUGCAGUUGGGGAUUUUUUUUAAUGUCAAUACCAGAAUUCUUUUCAAUCCUCUUAUCAUCGACAACGUUUAGUUUACCGAAGUGUGCCGAACAACUUCACUCGGAAGUUCCAUAUUGAGAGUUACAAAACGUGGACAACGUCAACAUAUGUUUUGUAGAAUUAACAGAUAUUUAAUGAUUAUUAUUUUUUCCGUAAAAGCUUAAUUAAUCUUAUCAACCGCGAAGUAUUUGUGCGAUUCAAAUUAGUCAGUGUGAGGUGUCGAACGGAAAAUGAAGAUUGUCAUUUCAUUUUUAAUAUUUUUCUUUCCGGUAUUCAGUUACUGUACAAAUGAAUUCGGAGAACCGUGGCUGGUUCAGGUAAAGCUGAAGAAUAAAAAAACAAUGUCUUUAAAUCUCACCCUCACCGACGGCAUUCUAAUUGACAGUGAAACUCCUGUAUUCCGAGCUAAACGUAAAAAUUCGAAUCGUAAAAUUGAAUAUACUCCCAGCCACGAGGUUAUGCGUAGGAUUGGAAAUUUCGAUCUUUACCAAGAUUAUGCAAACAAAGCUGCCGUCGUUGUAUUCCAUAAAGGCAACAUAACUAUGGGCUGGGUACAACAACAACGCUUGGAAGAACUGACAUACACACAAACUAAUCCCGAUGUUGUGAUUCACAAUCGCAAUAAAUCAUUUCCCUUCCGGACAAAGCAGUCAUCCUCACGAUAUCCUUCGACAGUUUGGUCUAUUGGACUGCGACCACCUCAAACCGGUCGUUCCCAAUCACCGUACGUUCGGACGAUUCCAGAUGUUGUUUAUCCGGAAAUAUUGAUUCAAAUAGACGUAGAUGAUGCCAGAAAGGACGAAGAUACAGCCGUACGACAAAUGAUAGCAUACUGGAACGGUGUCGACAUGCUAUUCAGUAAACUUGAAAAUCCUCGAAUCAAGAUGAAUAUUGCUGGUCUCAUAAUUCCUAUGGAUAACUAUACAACUCCGUGGUUCAGCGAUAAUGAACAUCGGAACGAGAACAAUAUGACUUAUAUCCAAUCUGGUGAUGCGCUCGAGUCCCUCGGAAUCCACUUUUCGACACUCCGUCAGCAAUUCCCCGAUUAUAAAUAUGACUUGAUGUUCAGCUUCGUAUCUUCUCGAUUUGAUUCUCAGAGGUCGAGAUUAGGAAUAUCUUUCGUGAAUGUCUCUUGUGCGUAUAGAGAAAGACGAAUAGCUUUGAUUUCUACUUUACACAGUUACACAAUAGCUGCACAUGAACUUGGACAUGCAUUUUCUUGUGCACACGAUAAUCGCAACAGUGGCUCCGGAAUCAUGAAGGGGUUGUAUAACAAUUGGAAUCAGCAGGAGUGGUCAAACUUUUCUCAAUCGCAAAUGAAAGAUUAUUUCAGCACAGCACGAAGUGAGUGUUUCGACAAUUGUCCUUCAACAAUGAAGAAUUGCCUGCCACCAUUAAGCCUGCACUGUGUGGUGUCGGCCAGAUUCAUUUGCCAUAUGGCAGGGUAUAAUUACAAGCGCCAGUCGGUGGACUGUGCGAGCGGUUUACUAUGUCAUGAUCGCGAUGAAGAUCGGCCAAAUCGGACAAUUCUCUUACCAAUUCCGAAUGGAAUGGUAUCAUCGAGGUGGUCUCGUUCGAAGACACCUGCUACGAUUUGCCAUGAGGGUGAACGCAUCGACUAUGACGAGAAAAUUCCUCAAUGUGAAACGAAAUAUUGAGGGUGGCAUUAAGAAAUUUUAUUUUGAAAAAACUUGACUACAAUUUCAAUUCAUAUUUCAUCGCAGGAAUAUUCUUCAGUCAGCCGUCAUUCCAGCCGCAAUAACUUCUGUAUAUUGAAUAUAUGUAUAAUUGUGAAAUAUGAAGUUUAAAUGAACGCAUUAACUGACCUAGAAA